GUAAAGAAACACAACAGAAGGGGAUAUUGGAAACAUUUUAAUCUGUGAACGUAUUUCAUGCAUGAUAGAUGCAUAUUGCAGAUCCAAAGAUGUUUGUCAUUUUAUUCAUUUGGAGUAUGUUAAUCCUUUACACCGGUGGAAAAAACGUCCAUUGUGGAACAAACGCCACCUGUACUUGUAUAAAACAUAAAACAUUUACCUAUGCCAAUUGCAGUAGACGAGGUCUAGAAAUUGCACCGAACUUUACGAAGGAAGUUUCACAGAUUGAUUUAGGAUUUAAUCUAAUUGAUCAAUUUCCAUCAAAUUUGCCAAGUCGUCUGACACUUUUAAAUCUCACGGGGAAUCCAAACUUGCGAAAGAUCGAAAAGCCAAACUUGAGAAGAUACAUUCGCCUUCGAUAUCUUGUAGUGUCGUACUGCAAUCUGAGGCAGAUAGAUGCAGGAACACUGGUGAAAAAUUUGCAACUCCAGCAUCUAGACAUAUCAAACAAUCCGGAGCUUACCUUAUCUGUUUUGAAGAAUGUAACAUUUGAUUUGCAGCAUUCGAAAAUCAAAACACUCUUAGUUGAUAAACUACAGUGUACAUAUGGAUUAACAGAGAAUCUUCCGUAUGAAUACCUAAAGUAUCUAACAAACACAAGCCUCCAAACAUUGUCUUUGGCUUCUAAUAGACUAGCCUUCUUGGACUUUAAACUAUUUCGCGCAUUUCCAAAAUCGCUGACACACUUAAACAUUGGGGACAAUAAUCUAAGCUUUGGGCUGUAUAUUUUUGGUUUCAAUAGUAUGAAAGGUGUACGGAGUGUGAACGCAAGUUUUCAAGCAUCAUUUCAUCUUCAAGAAACGAUAAAUUAUAACUGCAAUGACAGUAAACCUAUAGACCGUUUCUCACCAACAGUAUAUAACAAAUGGAAAUAUGCUGCAAGCAAGAGAAAUCAUUUAAAUGGACAAUAUUGGUCCCAGGAUAACGAACUCAUGACCAACGCUAAUAGUGUAAAGUAUGGCACUUACAUAAUCAUUUAUAUACCUCCAAAGCUAGAAAAGGUGUAUUUUCACGACAAUAUGUUUAAGUUAGAAUUAAGCAGGUACGAUUUCAAUGUAACAAAUGGAAAACUUACUCAUUUGUAUCUGCAGAAUAACAUUUUCUACAAACUGAAUGGACCAUUGCGCGGUCUUCAAAGCGUUAAGUACAUAGAUCUUUCCAAUAACUUGUGUACGUUUAUAUCUACCAAAUUCUUUGAGGAACUAGACGGAAUAAUACAGCUGAACCUCUCAAGGAAUCUUCUAGAUAGUUGUAUAGCUGAUGAUAAUGGUGGGGAAAUAUUUCGCAAAAUCUGUAACAUUGAAGUUUUAGACCUGUCUUACAAUACCAUAAGUUAUCUACCAAAAUUUAUAUUUAAAAACAUGGUUAACCUAACAGAACUAUAUCUCCAAUAUAAUUCUUUGGAAACAUUCAACAUCAUCAUAUCCCACAUGCGAAACCUGUCCUUUCUAGAUUUAUCAAAUAAUCAAAUAUCAACACUGGACAUGGCUAUGCGAGCUUCUUUAGAUAAACUAUGCGAGAUGGAAACGCAUAUAGAAAUCAACUUGGUGCGAAACCCUCUCCGCUGUACGUGUGAGAACUUGGAAUUUCUCGAAUGGAUGGUUGCCAGUGAAGUUAGUUUCCAGAGACAAUCAAAUUAUAAAUGUGCUCUUGUCAACUCCACGAUUGUCCCUUUAAAGGAUUUAAAGGAAAUUAUUACAUCAAUGACGUAUGCCUGUGAAACAUAUCUUGCUUUAAUUGUUUCUUUGACACUUGCUUUGUUCAUUAUAGUAAGCAUUAUCGUUGGCGCAAUACUCAACCGUUACAGAUGGAGAUUAAGGUAUUUAUAUUACCUAGUCAAACGACGUUACACGGAGGUUCAACAUGCAGAAAUUCAGUUCAAUGAAAUGUUUAAAUAUGACGCCUUCGUUUCAUACGCCGAGGAAGACAGUCACUUCAUAUUUCGAAAAUUAGAUUUUCUCGAAAAAGAAAAUAAUUUGAACCUUUGUUUACACAGUAGAGAUUUCAUUCCAGGUACCAAUAUUGCGGACAAUGUAGCCAACGCGAUACAUAACAGCAGAAGGACCUUAUGUCUUCUAACUUCCAACUUCUUAAAUUCGUAUUGGUGUAUGUACGAACUAAACAUGGCCAGAAUGGAGUCAAUUUAUUCACGAGAAGAUGAUAAUGUUCUUUGUCUCGUGAUAUUAGACAAGAAUGUUGUUAAAAACGCGCCACUGAAAAUAAUUGAUUUGUUUGAAAAUCAAUCAUACUUAGAAUAUCCAGAAAAUGAAACAGAUGACUCACCUUUUUGGGAUCGACUGUGUGACACUUUGCAUUUACCAACUCUGCGGUAAUAUAUCAUGCAUUCUAAGUAUUGAAAAUGUUUGAAAACUAUCUCAAAUGUUGCGAAAGUGACAUAUUGUGUUAUCUGUAUUUAGUUUUUAUUCUACGAAUCCCAUUUAUAAAGAUCAUGGAGUGUAAAUAUGUAUACACAUGUAUGGAACUUAUUAUGUUCAAACUCUAUGAAAGUAAUCAAUGUAAUAAAUGGCAUACAUUAGUUCAACUUA
Ostrea edulis (European flat oyster) is the source of this 2585-nucleotide messenger RNA. Its product is annotated as toll-like receptor 4. Bases 69 to 2372 code for a protein of 767 amino acids. Gene Ontology annotation, cellular component: membrane. The transcript is spliced from 2 exons. Gene Ontology annotation, biological process: inflammatory response; toll-like receptor signaling pathway; immune response. Gene Ontology annotation, molecular function: transmembrane signaling receptor activity; protein binding. Lineage: Eukaryota; Metazoa; Mollusca; Bivalvia; Ostreida; Ostreidae. The record is from RefSeq and is a predicted model, not a curated record.